Molecule: messenger RNA, 1228 nt
Organism: Carlito syrichta (Philippine tarsier)
Lineage: Eukaryota; Metazoa; Chordata; Mammalia; Primates; Tarsiidae
Product: testis-specific serine/threonine-protein kinase 2
Exons: 1
Coding region: 136-1212 (358 amino acids)
Biological process (GO): microtubule cytoskeleton organization; protein phosphorylation; intracellular signal transduction
Cellular component (GO): cytoplasm
Molecular function (GO): tau-protein kinase activity; ATP binding; protein serine/threonine kinase activity
Source: RefSeq, a predicted model, not a curated record
GAGCAUUCCACCUCUCCAAGUGCAGGCCCAGCCCAGCCCAGCCAGAAGCCUCCUGUGGAGUAAAUGAGGACAAUGUCCCCUGGCCCACGUGUGGGGGGGAUGUAGAGGGCAGUGGCGCCAGCCGCUCCUGGCACCAUGUACGAUGCCGCAGUCCUAAGGAAGAAGGGUUACAUUGUGGGCAUCAAUCUUGGCAAGGGUUCCUAUGCAAAAGUCAAAUCUGCCUACUCUGAACGCCUCAAGUUCAACGUGGCGGUCAAGAUCAUCGACCGCAAGAAAACGCCCACUGACUUUGUGGAGAGAUUCCUUCCUCGGGAGAUGGACAUCCUGGCAAACGUCAGCCACCGCUCCAUCAUCAAGACCUACGAGAUCUUUGAGACCUCAGGUGGGCGGAUCUACAUUGUCAUGGAGCUCGGUGUCCAAGGCGACCUUCUGGAGUUCAUCCAGUGCCGGGGCGCCCUGCACGAAGAUUUGGCACGCAAAAUGUUCCGCCAGCUGUCCUCAGCCGUCAAAUACUGCCACGACCUGGAUGUUGUCCACCGGGACCUCAAGUGUGAGAAUCUUCUCCUUGACAAGGAUUUCAACAUCAAGUUGUCGGACUUCGGCUUCUCCAAGCGUUGCCUGCGGGAUGGUAAUGGGCACAUCAUCCUCAGCAAGACCUUCUGUGGGUCGGCAGCCUAUGCGGCCCCUGAGGUGCUGCAGGGCAUCCCCUACCAGCCCAAGGUGUACGACAUCUGGAGCCUGGGUGUGAUUCUCUACAUCAUGGUCUGCGGCUCCAUGCCCUAUGAUGACUCCGACAUCAAGAAGAUGCUGCGCGUCCAGAAGGAGCACCGUGUGGACUUCCCCCACUCCAAGAACUUGACGGGUGAGUGCAAGGACCUCAUCUACCGUAUGCUGCAGCCCGACGUCAACCGGAGGCUGCACGUUGAUGAGAUCCUCAGCCACUCAUGGCUGCAGCCCCCUAAGCCCAAAGCCAUGUCUUCUGCCUCCUUCAAGAUGGAGGGGGAGGACAAGUACCGGGCCGAGGGCAAACUGGACACCCGACCAGGCUCCAGGCCCGAGCACCGGCCUGACCACAAGCUCGGAGCCAAAACCCAGCACCGGCUGAUGGUGUUGCCGGAGAAUGAGGACAGGGCAGAGGACAGGCUGGCCGAGACCUCCAGGCCCAAAGACCAUUACAUCUCCAGAGGUGAGGUGGGGAAGGCGAGCACCUAGCAGUGGCGAGGGCCCC